CAAAUUGUAGCGGCCGCUGCUCGUGAAUGCACCGGGCUGGCGGGCCGCCUUCGCCACCCAAACAAACCCUCAGCGGCACCGCGUGCGGUUCCCGCGCCGACUCCUGCCUGCCUGGCGCCCGGCAACCUCGCCUCGUCCGCGGCUCCCGAAGCCACCCGCCGUCCCGGUGCCAUCCCAGGCACGAGAAAGUUGGGAGCGGAGUGAGUGUGGGGGCUGCAGAAGAGACUCUCUCCUCCCCUCCCCAGGACUGCGCGGGGAAGGUGGGAUUAAAGGCGGAAAAGGAGGAGAGGGAGGGUGGAAAACUGUUGAAUUUCUGGGCUUGCGCUAGCGACGCGCCUUGGCCAUCCUCGCAGCGGUGAAGGAGAAGCGGGGAAAGUAACUCGGGGAAGUGACGGGGAUUAUUUUUCAAUCCGAGAGGAGUCUUUUGGAAAAGAAAAGCAACGAUUUGCACGCCCUGAAGAGCGAGCUAGUAGGAAGCCUUGCACAGACACAUGCUCCUGGGCGAGCGUGCAGGAUCGUACUCUUCCUCAAGUCAACAGGGUACUACGUUAAAAAAAAAACACAUAGUAAACAGAGACACGUCAUGCAAGAGAAAAAAAAGAAGAUGGGAAUGAAGGAAAAAAGAAACUAAAACCAGGGGGAGGCGGAGAAAACACAGUGACAGCAAAUUACUUCCAAAACAGAGUGUAUGUCUGCCGUGACCCGGGAUUUUAGGGGGUGCCCCCUUAAGAAUCACCCCUUUCUCCAACCCAAGUCUCUCUUCUCCUCUGACACAGACUCCUCUGCUUGGUUGUAGGAGAGAAGAAGGAAUAAGAGGAUUCGUUCAGCAGCGCCUGCGAUCUGCGGCUGCUGCUUCUUUGGAGAUUUGUUUUGUUCCUGGGGGAUGUUGGUUUCCAGAACUCGACUUGUGCAUGUUGCUCUUUUAAUUUGAUCGCAGAUUUCGGUCUGCUGGUUGCUUGUGUUGCAAGAGAAGGAAAGGGGAGCCUGGCUUCGGUGUUAAAAGUUGCAAUUAUUAUUUUGCAGCUAACAUGUGCACCAACAUAGUCUAUGAGUGGCUGAAGACCCUGCAGCUUUCCCAGUACGCGGAGUCCUUCGUAGAUAAUGGCUAUGAUGACCUGGAGGUUUGCAAGCAAAUAGGGGACCCGGACCUGGAUGCCAUUGGGGUGUUGGUACCCCACCACAGGCGCCGAAUCUUUGAAGCAGUGAUGAGGUUGAAAGAAGAGGACGAGACCGCUGCUGGUCUCUAUUUCACCUUGGAGCCUCAGCAGCAGCAGGGCUCGCUCUCCCCCUCCCCGGAGAUCUACACUAGCCACCUGGUGGAGCAGUAUGAGACUAAGGCUUGGAGGGAGCCUAGCCCUCACCAUCAUCAAGGGAACCAGGGGACCCCCAGGAGCCAAAAACUUGGGCCCCGCAGCAGGGAGCUGGUGAUUUACCCCAAACUGAAACUGAAAAUCAUGAUUAGGGAUAAACUUAUCCGGGAUGGGAUCAACCUGAGCAAGCCCCCUUACUCCAACAAGGUGAAGUAUGUAUCUGCACAUCAAUAGAGAUAAAGAAUCUGGAUGGUAUUUCUUUUGAAUCUGAACAAAGAAAAUUAGCCUCAAAUUAAAAGUAGCAGUCAUGACUACUUGACAUAAUUUAAUAUGACUUGCUUUAAGAAGAGCGAAUUUUGAAUUCAAGCCAUCUGCCUAGGGUGAUUUCAGACAUGCAGGUCUAUCACUAACCAUAUUGUGGA
Gopherus flavomarginatus (Mexican gopher tortoise) is the source of this 1732-nucleotide messenger RNA. RefSeq names its product sterile alpha motif domain containing 5 (gene SAMD5). The transcript is spliced from 2 exons. NCBI's taxonomy places the organism in Eukaryota, Metazoa, Chordata, Testudines, Testudinidae. Gene Ontology annotation, molecular function: protein binding. The coding region runs from base 1029 to 1544 and encodes 171 amino acids. The record is from RefSeq and is a predicted model, not a curated record.